AGCUUUGUAAAUAUGCUGGGAGAUGCCGGUUCCAAGGAUGAGUUCAAGCUCAAGGCGGCCCAGGAGCUGAGCGAACAUUUUGAGCUCAUCACGCAGUGCAGCGGUUAUCAAAACUUCCUAGAACUAGCGAUGCGCGUGUUUCUCAAGGUGCUCCAGGAUGGUGAACCGAUGUUUAUUUCCGAAUUGAAUAUGCAACAGGUGCGCAAACUGAUUCUGGAAAUGAUUCACCGUCUGCCGCAGAGUGAGCUUGUACGUCCAUUCGUAAAGCCCAUCAUUAUACUCACCAUCAAGCUGCUACAGACGGAAAAUGAGGAAAAUGUUCUCGUUUGCCUCCGCAUUAUUGUGGAUAUACACAAGCAAUAUCGGCCACCAUAUCACAUGGAAAUACACGACUUCUUGACGUUUUUGAAGAAAAUCUAUACCAAUCUGCCUAAACACAUGGGCGUCAUGUUCGAACCCCGGCAACCGAUCAAAGUUAAGGACCUCAAGGAUUUGAAUUUCGACACGAUUCUGCCGGAUAUUUUCACCACCACUCCCAUACAACUAGAGAAAAAGAGUGCCGACGGCAAAACAACGACUGCUUCAUAUAAUCUCAUCCCGAAAGGCAUCAACUCACUCAAAGUGUUGCAAGAGCUUCCUAUAAUUGUGGUGCUACUGUAUCAAAUCUACAAGCAAAAUCUUCACCAAGAGGUGGCAGAAUUUAUACCGCUAGUCAUGAGUACCAUUAGCUUACAACCGUCGCUUGCGCACAAAAAUUCCCCUGGGUUCAAUAAGGAAACGUACGUAGAUUUUAUGGGAGCCCAAAUUAAAACGCUCACCUUUUCGGCAUACAUUCUUCGACUCUUCUCUGAUGCGGUGCACACACACGCAUCAACGAUGGUGAAAGGGAUGAUAAACCUGCUGGAAAGUUGUCCCAAGGAGGUGGCAAGCUUGAGGAAGGAACUCCUCGUGGCUUCACGACAUAUUUUGCAGACAGAAUUUCGCAAUCAUUUUGUUCCAAUGAUUGAAAAAUUGUUUGAAGAUGAUGUGCUACUUGGUAAAGGAUGGACGACGCAUGAAAAUUUGCGACCACUUGCCUACUCAACGUUAGCCGAUCUUGUUCACCACAUCCGGCAGCAGUUAAGCCUGCAAGCCCUUUCCAAGGCGGUACAUCUCUUUGCAAAAAACAUACACGACGAAUCGUUGCCUACCAGCAUACAGACAAUGUCGUGCAAGUUGCUGCUCAAUCUGGUCGAAUGCAUCCGUAUCAAGGGUGAAGCUGAACCGGUGGUCGGUCGUGAGCUUUUGAUAACGAUGUUGCGCAUUUUCACCCUAAAGUUCCAAAGCAUCUCUAAGCUACAGCUACCCCAACUGAUGCAAAAAUGGAAAGCAAAACCACCGGAAGGCGGUUGUGGGACGCUUGCGGGUCAAACAGAACCAUUGUCUAAGGAAGUGAUAGGGGGUUGCACGGACGGACCGGAUGGCUCGGCACAGAAACCAACCAGCAUUGGGUUGCCUGCGCCAACCACCUUGAACGUGUCGGAGUACCGUAGUCUUAUCAAGACACUCGUCUGUGGUGUGAAAGCCGUCACUUGGAACUGCCCGCCACCGAAAUGGGUCAAUGCAAAUGAACACCAAGGGCACACAAGAGUGUUUAAUCCUAGUGAAAUACUCAUCUUCAUCGAUCUGUUUCACUGGGCACUGGAGGCGCUCGAUAUCUAUACCAUAAAUAUUGCUGCGCCGGGUUUGGGAAUGGCACAGGCAAUGUCGGUACAAAAGCAAACCAUGCAGAUUCCCAGAUCGAAGGAGGAAAAGGAAGUAUUAGAGCACUUCAGUGGAGUGUUUCUGACGAUGGACCCGCAAAACUUCCAGGAAAUAUUUGCCGCCACCAUCGAUUUUAUGGUCGAUCGAUUGUACAAAAACACCACGUUGCAGGUGAUUGCAAACUCGUUCCUGGCGAAUCCGAAAACGUCGCCACUAUUCGCCACAGUUUUGGUGGAGUAUCUACUCGAGCGGAUGGACGAAAUGGGUUCCAACAUUGAGCGCUCUAACUUGUACCUGCGCCUGUUUAAGUUAGUGUUUGGUAGUGUCAGCCUGUUUGCUGCCGAAAACGAACACAUGCUUCGCCCGCAUCUGCACAACAUAGUGAAUCGCUCGAUGGAACUGGCAAUGACAGCCAAGGAACCGUACAACUAUUUCCUGCUCUUGCGUGCCCUGUUUCGCUCCAUCGGAGGCGGAUCGCAUGAUUUGUUGUACCAAGAGUUUUUGCCGUUACUACCGAACCUGCUCGAGGGGCUGAAUCGUCUGCAGAGUGGGUUCCACAAGCAACACAUGAAAGAUUUGUUUGUGGAACUAUGCCUUACGGUACCAGUUCGAUUGUCCUCACUCUUGCCGUAUUUGCCCAUGCUGAUGGAUCCGCUAGUAUCGGCACUAAAUGGAUCUCAUACGCUCAUUAGCCAGGGAUUGCGCACGUUGGAACUGUGCGUGGAUAAUCUGCAGCCAGACUUUUUGUACGAUCACAUUCAACCAGUCAGGGCAGAUUUAAUGCAGGCGCUUUGGCGAACGCUCCGCAAUCAGGACAGCGCAGCCGUCGUUGCAUUCCGUGUGCUCGGAAAGUUUGGUGGCGGUAACCGGAAGAUGAUGAUUGAGCCACAAAAACUCAAGUAUCAAGACAACGACCUCGCUGCACCGGCUGUUGUGGCUUACUUCCAGGAACACCGAAAUCCAAUCAACUUCGCCGUUGAUAAGGUCAUCGAAACCGCGUUCAACGCGCUCAAGUGCAGCACGACUGAUCCGUUUUACUGGCGCCAAAGCUGGGAGGUCAUUCGGUGUUACCUGGCCGCCUCCGUCACACUGGACGAUGAUAAGCACACGCUGCAGAAGCUGUUCAUGCAUCCCAGCUUCACCGAAAACAACAUGCAAUGCGCUCCCAACGUCUCGAAUUAUAUCGCACCCGAUAAGCGGGCGCGCCUAACUCAUCAGACGGCUCUCACGGGGAUGUUUGUGGCGGCGGCAACGAAAGAACUGCGUGGAUCCGUGCUCCCAACCAUGGUGGCCGUUGUCCGCCACUACACCAUGGUGGCGAUCGCGCAACAGGCUGGUCCGUUUCCGUUGGUAAAGCACAUGCAAUGGUACAAUGGUGGCAUGGAUCCGCUCGUGUUGAUUGACGCACUGGCCGAAAUCAUGGGUCACGAGGAGAAGGAACUGUGCAAACCCGGCAACCUGGCGAUGGUGCUUAUCCUGGAGACGGCCACCAACAUCAUGGGCUCGAAGGAGCGAGCGUGCCGUUUGCCGCUAAUGAACUACUUGGGCGAAAAGAUGGCAGCCCUCUGCUACGAGCGUCCCUGGUACUCGAAAAUGGGCGGAUGCAUUGCGCUCAAGUUUUUGUAUCAAAAUAUGGCCAUGCGUUGGUUGUACCAGCACAUGUUUGUCUUCCUCAAGGCGUUUAUGUUCAUCAUCAUGGAUCUCACCGGGGAGGUCUCGAGCGGGGCCAUCGAUAUGGCGCGGACGUUUUUGGACAAGAUGUUGUCCAUAUGCAUGACACCGCUGGACAAAGAUUGCAAAAAUGAGGAGCUCCUGGCAACGCAAAAGAAGGCCAUGUUUGACGUGAUCCAUGAGUUGGUGCGGCAAGUUACAAGCCCCCACACGCUGGUGCGCGAGACGGCAAAAUCAUCGCUGCGGUUGAUUGCGAAGCUGCAGGACAAAACGGUGACAGAAGUGAUGAAUCCCCACCGGGAGGUACUCGUGGAUAUGAUACCGCCCAAGAAACACUUGCUGCGCCACCAACCGGCUAGUGCGCAAAUUGGCUUGAUGGAUGGUAACACGUUCUGUACUACGCUCGAGCCUCGGUUGUUUACUAUUGAUCUCAGCGUUUUAACGCAUAAAGUGUUUUACCACGAAGUAUUGACGCUCUCGGACGCGGAAGACGCCACGCUGAACAAACUGGAAUGCUACAAGACGGUCACAAAUUUGGUGCCGUUACGAAAAAGCGCACUAAAUGCACUCGCCGCAUGCCACUAUAUUCCAAACGGGUGCCGCGAAAAGAUCUUCGCCAUCUUGUUCAAAGCGCUGGAGAAAAACAAUGUUGAGCUGCAAGAGGCAGCAUUCCAUUGCAUGAGCAACUUUUUGCAGGGCUGCACCGUCAGUAAAGAAACGAUUCACACCGUCAUUCGUCCGCUGCUGAUGAUGCUCGGUGACCAUCGUAGCCUGACGCUAAGUGGAACACGUCGCCUUUCGUACCUAACCCAGCUGUUCCCGGCCAUGUUUAACGAAAAACUGUGCGAUUCGCUGCUUCAAAUCCUCCGCAAGAUGCUCGAGGUGACGAUCACCACCAACAAGGGCAACUUUUUGGCCACCUCCAAGACGAGCGAAGUCGAGCAGAAGAUUGUCACCAUCCUGGGCAUUUUCCAUCAGAUUCCGGCCGCUUCGCCCAAAUUUAUCGAGAGCCUGUGCAAGCUGAUACUGCAGGCAGAAAAGAGCUUAAUGAUUGAACCUUCUUCACCAUACCGGCCGGCACUGGUGAAAUUUUUGCUGCGAUAUCCAAAGGAAACGAUUGAACUGUUGCUGAGCGAUGUCGUAAUGAAGGAUGCGCAGUGGAAUCGGUUCACCAUCAUGCUGUUGCGACACAAGGACGGAGCACCAUUCCGUAGUGCUGCCCAACUGAAGGGUUCUCGGUUGACGCACGUCAUCAUGCUUAACUCGGAAUCGUCAGCUGGAAGCAAACCGCUGGAGGAACGAUACGAAUCGCAACACCAGGCAGUGCUAAUCAUCCACACGCUGAUUGAAUUUGAUGGUCCGUGGAUUACGGGACAGGCGGAAAUUGUGGGCGCACUAAAAAGCAUCUGGAAGAAUGAUUUGUAUAAGACAUGCCAAACGAUGGUGGUUUGCGAUUUGUGGCACUUGAUUGCCAAAAUUCUCAUCGAAUACUUCUCUUACAAUACCAACGAAAUUAUGCUGCUGUUCGAGCUGCUGCGGGCGCUCUGCUUGCGGUUCGUGCCCGACUUCCAGUUUAUGCGAGACUUUGUGCAAAACACCGUGUGUCAGAGCUACACCGUCGAGUGGAAGCGAAAGGCCUUUUUCCAGUUUGUGGAUGUGUUUGGUAGCCCGGAGCUAGCGCAGGACCUCAAGGCAAAGAUACUAACCGUCGUCAUUAUACCGAGCUUUGCGCUGAGCUUUGAAAAGGGCGAAGGCAACAAGCUCGUUGGUGCUCCUCCUGCCCCAUAUCAGGAGGAUGAUAGCAAUGUGGUUUCGGUGUUCAUUAACAAGGUGAUUGAUCCAGACAAACCAUUCGCCAACGAGGACUGCGUGCGAAUCGCGUUGUUGCAGUUUGCCAGUUUGCUUGUCGAAAAGGCGUCCCCACACAUUCACGACGGUGAUGCAAAUAACAAGCGCGAAGGAAACAAGCUGCGCCGGUUGAUGACGUUUGCGUGGCCCUGUCUGCUGCCGAAAAAUUGUGUCGAUCCGUCGGCCCGGUACCAUGGCCAUUUGCUGCUUAGUCACAUAAUUGCGCGGCUCGCUAUCCACAAACGCAUCGUUCUACAAGUGUUCCAUUCCCUACUCAAAGCCCACGCAGUUGAGGCACGAAGAGUCGUACAGCAAGCGUUGGAAGUGCUCACCCCAGCGAUGCCCUUGCGCAUGGAAGAUGGCAACACGAUGCUAACGCAUUGGACGAAGAAAAUUAUAGUGGAAGAGGGUCACUCGAUGCAACAGCUGUUCCACAUACUGCAGCUGAUUGUACGCCACUACAAGGUGUACUACCCGGUGCGGCAUCAUCUCGUACAGCAAAUGAUCAACUCCAUGCAGAGGCUCAGUAACGUCGGCAACACUUCGGCCGAGUACCGCAAGCUAACGAUCGAUCUGGCCGAUGUCAUCAUCAAGUGGGAGAUGCAACGGGCUAAGGACGAUACGGACACACGAGCCAGCGCAGAUGGUAACGAAAGUGCUGACGGUUCAAGUAAGCCGCAGGCUAGCGGUGCCAUCAAGCGAACCGCUUCGAGCUUGCAGGACGAUUGUUCCCUUGGAACGGUAAAAAAGAAGCUAGCGCUGGGUGAUACCGAUUCGCAGCCGUCCUCUAGCACGUCGGUUCCCAGUACACCCGCGUCGAAAACCGACGGUGCGAACCGUUCGAUCGAUCGAGCACAACUGGACACGGUGCUUAAUUUUUUGUUCCGUAUGGCGUGCCAGAUAAACGACGCAACACCCGGCACCCACGGAAUCGUUACGGCCGGGGAUAACCUGUCUCGGCGCUGUGUCAACCUGUUGAAGCAAGCGAUCAAACCGGACAGCACGCCGAUCGAUCUAAAGCUGGUCUGGCUGGACAAGGUGUUACUGAACGUCGAGACACAGCCCGCUAGCAUCGGGAACAUUUGCACUGCACUUGAACUGCUCACGUUCCUGUUGGGUGUGCUCAGCAAGGAGCAAAUACUGGGCAUGCUGCGACCAUUGCAGCGAGGUCUCUCGGCGUGCGUUACCUGCUCAAAUACGCGCGUCAUCAAGCUGAUGCACGGUUUGCUGUCCCGGUUGAUGGCCAUCUUCCCGACCGAUGCCCAGCACAAGUGCGACGAUCUGGAGACACUGUAUAGCACGAUCUCGCGCAUGAUUUACGAGGGUCUCGCGACGUACGAGAAAACCUCGCAAGCCAACCCUUCCUCACUGUUCGGCACGCUCAUGACGCUGAAAGCCGCCUGCUCCAACAAUCCUGGUUACAUUGAUCGGCUAAUGCCACCGUUCAUGAGGUUGUUAAAUCGUCUCACAAAAGAUCACCUGACUGGAUUCGGCGGAGCGAUGAGCGGACUUGCUGGGGCAUCCAUAAGCGACAUGGCCAACACGAGCUCGAUCGCGCUCGAGCUGCUCGUGGUGUCACUCGAUCUGGUCAAGAACCGAGUCGUCGUGAUGAGCGUCGAGAUGCGGAAAAUGUUUAUUGGCGCGAUACUGGUUGGGCUGAUAGAAAAGAGCAGCGAUUCGAAGGUGAUCAAGGCCAUUGUCAAAAUAAUCGAGGAGUGGAUGAAGAACAGCAAGAAUACACCGGUGACAGUGCAACAGGCACCGACAUUGCGCGAGAAGGCGAUCCUGCUCGUCAAGCUGAUGCAAUACGUCGAGAAGCGUUUCUCAGACGAUCAUGAGCUGAAUGGGCAGUUCCUCGAGUUGGUCAACUACAUUUAUCGGGAUGAGGUCCUGAAGGCGACCGAGCUAACGUCUAAACUGGAGGCGGCGUUUGUGGCCGGGUUGCGCUGUCCGGUGCCACGUAUACGGGCGAAGUUCUUCGAGGUGUUUGAUGGGUCCAUGCGGCGCCGACUGCACGAUCGAUUGCUGUAUAUUAUUUGCUCUCACUCGUGGGACUCGAUCGGACAGCACUACUGGAUCAAGCAGUGUAUCGAGCUGCUAAUACUGACGGCGAACACCACCACGCAGAUACAAAAUAGCGUCCAAAGUCACCUUCUGCCCAGCAUAUCGUCGGUGAUCAAUUUCGCGGAUCCGGAAGAACGCAAAAACUUCGUUAUUUACACUACAAUCCACAACGACGCGACCGAUUCGUUCGAUCCGAUCGAGGACAAAGAGGACGCCUUCGAUAUGGACAUGAGCGUUGAUUCUAACAUUUCGCGGCACGAGGAAAGCGAACGUCCGGUUGCGAACCGACAUGCCGCCCUCGCCAAGCUGAUCAGCCGACAGGCGGAAUUUAUGGAGGCAAACCGGAAGGUGCGUACGGAACAGCUUCUCGUCGCCACGGCCCAGCUCUGUCACAUGGACACGCAGCUGGCCGAAAAGGUGUGGUUGGACAUGUUCCCGAAGCUGUGGGAGAUUCUGGACCCCAUUCAGCAACAAUCACUCGAUCGUGAAAUUGUACCGUUCCUCGCGUCCGGAGCCCACCUCAUCCAGCGUGAUUGCAAUCCGAGCGCGUUGCACACGUUCGUGGAGGCACUUGCGCAAUGCCAGCCGCCCAUCUACAUGCCACCGAACCUCAUGGGAUACCUGGGGCGGGCGCACAACCUCUGGCACCGGAUGACGCUGAUGUUGGAAUCGUUGGCGGAUGAUUGGGCCAAUGUGAAGCAUCUGCUACCUGCCGAUUGCGUCGAUCUGGAUGACCACGAGCAGGGCAUGCGUGACUGCUCGAUCGUGCGUGAGCCGCUAUCGCACAUGUAUUCCGCCCUUCACGAGGAGGAUCUAUGGGCGGGAUUGUGGCAAAAGUACGCCAAGUACGGCGAGACAAGCCGUGCGAUUGCACACGAGCAGAUGGGAUACUUUGAGGAGGCACAAGCAAUCUACGAUGCGGCAAUGAUGCGCUUCAAGCAGGAUCUUGGCAAUGGCCAGACACCGACGGACAUGAACAGCGAAAUGCUGCUGUGGGAGAAGCAUUGGAUCCGGUGCGCCAAGGAGCUAAACCAGUGGGACAUUCUAAUGGACUUUGGGCAGCUGUGUCGGGACAAGAACCCGUACCUGAUCAUGGACAGUGCGUGGCGCGUGCCCGACUGGAAUUUAAUGAAACAAGCGCUGCUCAAGGUGGAACAAUCGUGCCCCAAGCAAGUUGGCUACAAGAUCAACCUGUACCGGGGCUACCUGGCGAUUCUGAAUCAGGAAGAACACGCUCAGCACGCCGGCGGUAACAUUUCGGUGGAUCGAUACGUCGAGAUGGCCUCGGCGUAUUGUAUGCGCGAGUGGCGUCGUUUGCCCCCGAUCGUGUCGCACAUUCACCUACCGAUUCUGCAGGCGUCACAGCAGAUAAUGGAGCUGCAGGAGGCAAGCCAAAUUCACCAGGGGUUGCUGCAGAACCGAACGACCUCACUGCACGACAUGAAAGCGAUCGUGAAGACGUGGCGCAAUCGAUUGCCGGUCAUCGCGGACGAUCUGUCUCACUGGAGUGACAUUUUCACCUGGCGGCAGCAUCACUAUCAGAUCAUAACGGCGCAUCUCGAACAAAACAACGAACCUAACGCGCAGUGUAUGCUGGGAGCGCACGCGUCCGCCCAGACCAUCAUCCACUUUGGCAAGAUUGCUCGCAAACAGAACCUGACGAGCGUGUGCCAGGAUUCGUUGUCUCGCAUUUACACCAUUCCAUCGGUGCCAGUUGUGGAUUGCUUCCAGAAAAUUCGACAGCAGGUCAAAUGCUGCCUGCAGAUGGCGUCGGUAACGAGCCGAGCGGAACUGUCGGAGGCACUCGAGGUGAUCGAACCGACAAACCUCGACUACUUCACCAAGGAAAUGACGGCGGAAUUUUUCGCCCUCAAGGGCCUUCUGCUAGCGCAAACGGGCCGCUCCGAGGAGGCCAACAAAGCGUUCAGUGCGGCCACCCAGCUACACGACACGCUCAUCAAAGCGUGGGCCUUUUGGGGCGACUAUCUGGAGCACAUGUUCACGCGUGACCACCGGCAGAUGCAUCUGGGUGUUUCGGCUGUCACGUGCUUCCUACACGCUUGCCGCAGUCAAAUCGAGAGCAAAUCGCGAAAGUACCUCGCCAAGGUGCUGUGGCUGCUGUCGUACGAUGACGACAAAUGGUCGCUGCUGGAUGCGCUUGAUAAGUACGCGGUCGGAGUACCACCGGGCCAGUGGGUUCCGUGGAUUCCGCAGCUGCUGUGUAGUUUGGUGCAGUACGAGGGUAACGUCAUCAUGAACCUGCUCAGCCAGGUGGGACGUAUGUUUCCGCAGGCCGUUUACUUCCCGAUUCGGACGCUUUACCUUACACUGAAGAUAGAGCAACGCGAACGGUACAAGAGCCUCGAACAGCAGCAGGCUUUGGUUGGGCAGAAGGCGGGUGGAGCGACGCCAGCAAACGCAACGGCGGCCGGAACGGCUACGACGACUCCGAUUCGGGCAACCCCACCGAUGUGGCGGUGCUCGAAGAUCAUGCACCUACAGCGGGAUAUUCACCCGACCGUCCUAAGCUCGCUGGAGGGCAUCAUCGACCAGAUGGUGUGGUUCCGGGAGAACUGGUACGAGGAAGUGCUGCGCCAGCUACGCCAAGGGCUGACAAAGUGCUACGCCAUCGCGUUCGAUAAUCACGGUGCCGUGAACGAGGCAACCAUCACGCAACACACGCUCAAUUUCAUCAAGAAGUUGGUGUCCACGUUUGGCAUCGGCAUAGAGAACAUCUCCAGUUCGGUUUCGGCGACGUUUGUUUCCGCUGCAUCGGAAUCGCUGGCGCGCCGAGCGCAGGCGACAGUGCAGGAUCCCGUAUUCCAAAAGAUGAAGGGUCAGUUUUCGAGUGAUUUCGAUUUCACGCAACCCGGUGCCAUCAAGCUGCACAACCUCAUCAUGAAGCUGAAAAUGUGGAUCAAGAUUCUCGAGACGAAAACCAAGCAGCUGCCAAAGUCGUUUUUGAUCGAGGAAAAGUGCCGCUUUUUGUCCAACUUUAGUCAAAAGACGGCCGAGGUGGAACUGCCCGGUGAGCUGUUGCUGCCGAAAAACUCCCACUACCACAUCCGUAUCGCACGCUUCAUGCCCCGAGUCGACAUCGUGCAAAAGCACAACACGGCUGCCCGGCGGCUUUACAUCCGGGGCACCAAUGGCAAGAUAUACCCGUACCUCGUGGUGAACGAUACGGGCAUUGCGGAUGCACGGCGCGAAGAACGUCUGCUGCAGCUGCUGCGUAUGCUUAACUCGUAUCUAGUCAAGCGCAAGGAAACGUCCCGUCGCUUCCUGUACCUCACCGUGCCGCGUGUCGUUGCCGUCUCACCGCAGAUGCGCCUGGUGGAGGACAAUCCGGCGAGUGUUUCCCUGCUGGAGGUGUACAAAUCGUGCUGCACGAAACUCAACAUCGAACACGACGCGCCCAUCACGCGGUACUACGACCGGUUGGCCAAGAUACAGGCGCGCGGUUCCCCGACAAAUCAUGUCAUCCUGCGCGACAUCCUUAAGGAGACGCAAGCGCAGAUGGUGCCCAAAACGCUGCUCAAGGAGUGGGUCGUACGAACGUUCCCGUGCGCUACUGACUACUGGCAGUUCCGCAAAAUGUUCACCCUUCAGCUGGCCCUUUCCUGUCUGCUCGAGUACGCGCUCUGCCUGACGCGACUCAACCCGGACAUGAUGUACCUGCACCAGGAUUCGGGCCUGAUGAACGUGUCGUACUUCCGCUUCGAGAUGGACGAUAGCACUGGUUUGCUGGACGUGAACCGGCCGGUGCCGUUCCGCUUGACCCCGAACAUAGUGGAAUUUGUCUCUUCCGUAGGGGUGGCUGGUCCACUGACGGCCUCCGCCGUUGCCACCGCUCGGUGUCUCAUACAGCCUAGCUUUAAGCUGACGACGAUUCUGAAGGCAAUCCUGAAGGACGAAAUGAUAGCGUUCCACAAGAAGCGCUUGAUCGACGAGAAGGUGCUCGUCGAUCAGUCGGGCACGGGAAGUGCCACCGGUUCGUCAUCGUCCAGCGCCAUCUCGUCGACCACGUCGGCCACAACAACGACGACGGGUGGUGGGUCGGCGUCGCAAGCUACCGCAAACACCACCACCGCUGCUGAGCAAGACAACGUGUCCAUCGACAUUGACGCGGAAACGGUCAUUACGACGGUGAACAAAGCCGUCGGUACGAUUAUGGGCCGUUUGAACAAUCUUUCCCGCAUCGAUAGUGGGGAAGCGAACCGGAUGAGCGCGUUUGUGCACGUGGCCACCAACCCGGACAAUCUCUGCCUCAUGGAUCCGGCGUGGCACCCGUGGUUGUAAAACCAUAGUCCUAGGAAAAUGGAAAGGACGCGAAUGUAAAACUGAUUAUGUGCUGAUUUCUUUUUUUUAACUACCGAUAAAUAGAUAAGCAGAAUGAUGUA
This is a messenger RNA of Anopheles nili, 11726 nucleotides long. It is a transcript of the gene Nipped-A, whose product is annotated as transcription-associated protein 1. Gene Ontology annotation, biological process: regulation of DNA-templated transcription; DNA repair. Bases 13 to 11625 code for a protein of 3870 amino acids. Gene Ontology annotation, cellular component: SAGA complex; NuA4 histone acetyltransferase complex; nucleus. The transcript is spliced from 21 exons. NCBI's taxonomy places the organism in Eukaryota, Metazoa, Arthropoda, Insecta, Diptera, Culicidae. Gene Ontology annotation, molecular function: transcription coregulator activity; protein binding. The record is from RefSeq and is a predicted model, not a curated record.